ACUUUUUUGAAGAAAGGUAUAUAAACACGUAUCAUCAGUACAAAAUUCAAACGUUAAAACGUUAACAAUGUUUUAUGUACUUGCGUCUUGCGUAGCAGUGAUAAUGUUUGGAACUUCAGUGGCUGUUGAGCCUUCCUGUCCCGUAUGCUCUAAGUAUGAGUAUGAGGAACGACUGUUGGAACGAGUACUUAGCAAUGAAUUGGCAUUGCGAAACAUAUUGAACAAAAUAACAGAAACACAAGCACAAGUUGAGGACACUUUGAAAGCGAUGAAGGCGGAAAGUGUGAAAAUCAAUGACGCCAUGCAUGCUAUGGAUGUUAAGAAGAGAGAAAUUGACGAAGAAAUGAAAGCCAGUCUUCAAUCUCUUCGUAAGGAAGUGCACGAAAAGAAACAGGAUCUAACUGAUAAAGUGGACGGCUUCUUAGUGACUGGCGUCAGAAAUCUUACUGGAAAUGUGCAAGAAAUGUCAACAAUUGUGCAAUCACUUGUUGCACAAACAUCGAAGGAACUUGAUAUCCUGAAAGGGCCACUGGUAAUGUUUCACGCACGGCACCUUGAUGGUCAACAUACAUACAAUGCCAACCAGGACGUUGUGUUCAAGACCGUUCUCGUCAACGAAGGUGGAGGCUAUGAUUCUAACUCUGGACGAUUCACGGCGUCCGUGGCUGGAGUGUACAUGUUCACGGUGCAGUACUGUUCUUAUUCGAGCAAUUGGGCUAUCCCUGAAAUCGUCCAUGAGGGAAGAUCAUUACAGAGAUCAGGACACAAUGAUGCAAACUAUCAUGUAUGCACCAGCAUGCAGGCCUUCGCUAAGGUUGUCAAAGGAGACAAGGUCUGGGUGCGUAGUACGUAUUCAUCAAGCAAAAUAUACACUGACGAAAGUUUAAGAUGGAGCAGCUUUGCUGGGUUACUGAUCCGUGUGUAAUAUUUGGAUGAAAUAUUUUAACUAAUAAACAUGGAAAUAAUAUGACUAAACAUGCAAACUAUAGGCCUCAUAUAAUAGAAACAUUCAAUUAGUUAUCACAACAGUUAAAAAUAUGUAUUAAGUGGUUUUCAUAUAUUUGGUUGUUUUAAAAAUAAUUCCAGACUUUUUGAUAUAAGGUUUUCUGUUCAUUUUAUCAUAUUUAUUUUAUUUGGGUAAACAAACUACAUGUUCAGACAUAUAUGAAGAGUAAGUAUUUUAUCUCCAUUUUUUCUCCAUAACAUCUUUAUUAUUUAUCAAGUAAAAAACAAUUGAUCAAACUUGACAGGUUGCAAGUGUAACUUAUUUAUUUGUUUCGAUUGUUGAACAUGUGUUGCCGUAAAUUUUACUAUCGCUUUCUGAAGGCUGGUUGCUCGCCCUGUUGCUUUCUCUGUUUCACGAGUUUUAUUUAGACUGUUAAGGGCCCGUAAAAGGUGACAAAUCCAACUAUUACGCAAAAAAAUGGUACAAUUUUUUCCCGAUUUCAGUUGCUAUUGCAUAAAAAUAAUAACAUAGCUUAGGUGCAACGUUUUCAAGAAUAAUGGAAGAUUUAUCCGUUUCAUAAUUUGCAGAAAUGUUUACAACUUUGCAAUUUCCGUAACAUUUUCGCUAUCUCCAAUGUUCCUCGGCUUAUUUCGUAAAGUACGCAUAUAUGAUUACGUAGUGCAAGCGACACAAUAUCCUCGUAAACAAAGAAAGCGAACAUGAGUUCGGUAAGUUAUUUUUGUGUUGUACAAUAUUUUGUUUUAAAUGGAAUUGCAUCAUGCAUACUAGUUUUAAUAUAUGUUUCUGUUUUGA
Molecule: messenger RNA, 1759 nt
Organism: Dreissena polymorpha
Lineage: Eukaryota; Metazoa; Mollusca; Bivalvia; Myida; Dreissenidae
Exons: 2
Coding region: 68-925 (285 amino acids)
Molecular function (GO): protein binding
Source: RefSeq, a predicted model, not a curated record